Formica exsecta is the source of this 615-nucleotide messenger RNA. It is a transcript of the gene Ufm1, whose product is annotated as ubiquitin-fold modifier 1. Gene Ontology annotation, biological process: protein K69-linked ufmylation. The transcript has 4 exons. Bases 171 to 437 code for a protein of 88 amino acids. Gene Ontology annotation, cellular component: cytoplasm; nucleus. The record is from RefSeq and is a predicted model, not a curated record. Lineage: Eukaryota; Metazoa; Arthropoda; Insecta; Hymenoptera; Formicidae.
GCAGCUGUUAGCUGUUAGGUUUCUAGUUGUAGCCAAUGGUUGUUUCAUCCUACUUUUCCUAAAUAGAGGUUAAGUCUUACUGAAAGUUGCAAGCAUUUACAAGUGUUUACAGUUGGAUAGCAUUUGGAACUAUUUUAUCAUAUUUUAUACAAUAUAUUCGUUGAGCAACUAUGGCGUCGAACAAAGUUACUUUCAGAAUAACUCUCACGUCUGAUCCCAAGCUGCCAUAUAAAGUACUUAGUGUACCAGAAGUUACUCCAUUUAGUGCUGUAGUACAAUUUGCUGCUGAGGAAUUUAGAGUGCCAGCAGCUACAUCAGCCAUAAUUACAGAUGAUGGCAUAGGAAUCAAUCCUCAACAAACUGCAGGCAAUGUAUUUCUCAAACAUGGCAUGGAACUCAGAUUGAUUCCCAGAGAUCGUGUUGGAUAUAGUAAAUAAUUCAUAUAAUAUUGUAUAUUUAUUUUGACUACAUCUUUUUGCGCAUAUAGCGUAAAUAAUAAAAGAAAGAAAAACAUAAGUUACUGCUAAAUAUUAUAAAAUUGUAUAUAUCACACGAUUAUAUGAAAAGUUACAUUUAUUCACAAUAAAAACAUUCCAUAUACGUUUUCUAAACUAA